Molecule: messenger RNA, 1540 nt
Organism: Neltuma alba
Lineage: Eukaryota; Viridiplantae; Streptophyta; Magnoliopsida; Fabales; Fabaceae
Product: basic 7S globulin-like
Exons: 1
Coding region: 20-1288 (422 amino acids)
Biological process (GO): proteolysis
Molecular function (GO): aspartic-type endopeptidase activity
Source: RefSeq, a predicted model, not a curated record
AGCAUUACCUGGUGUUCAAAUGGCUUCUUCAAGCUUCCAUUUCUUCCUCUUCCUCUUCUCAUUAGCCACUUUCUCAGUUUCCCCUUGCUUUUCACUUUCAGAUCAAUCUCAUCCUUUCAAUCUUCCCAUUAAGAAAGAUCAAUCAACCAAUCUCUACUAUGCUUCAGUUGGCAUAGGAACUCCUCAACACAACAUGAACCUAGUGAUUGAUCUUUCAGGACCAACCUUGUGGUAUGACUGUAACGAGCACUACAACUCGUCAUCCUUCCGUCCUAUUCCUUGUGAGUCACAAAAAUGUCCCCAAACUGGAGGAUGUGUUGGUUGCUCGGGCCCCUUUAGACCAGGUUGCUCAAACAACACUUGUGGCCUUAACAUAAUCAACAUUUUGGGCAGAUUUAUCUACAGCGGCAGCUUAGGUGAUGAUGUCUUGGACAUGCCCCAUCUUCGAGUGCCUCACUUCCUUUCCGGUUGCUCUCCCUCAGAUUCUUCCUCAUCAUCUGAAUUUAAUGCGCUGGAAGGCUUGCCUAGAGGCACUUCUGGGAUCAUAGGUCUUGCAAGGACUGAGUUAUCAGUACCUGCACAACUCUCAUCAGCUUAUAAGAAACCUCUCAAGUUUUCUCUGUGUUUGCCCUCUGCAACCAACAAAGGAUUUGCUGAUAUGCUUAUUGGUGAUAGAGAAGUGUCCAAGUUUCUCCAAACUACCCCGCUUGUUGUCAACCCUGUUGCAACUGGUCCGGUAUCUGUAAGUGGUGUACCUUCUUAUGAAUACUUCAUUGAUGUGAAAUCAAUCAGGAUUGAUGGUAAUGUGGUGAACUUAAAGCCGUCAUUGUUGUCUAUUGACAAAAAGGGAAAUGGAGGUACCAAAAUAAGUACUAUGAGUCCUUUUGCUGAGUUGCACAACUCAGUUUACAAGCCCUUUUUGAGACAAUUCAUCAAACAGGCUGCAGACAGAAAGUUGAAGAGAGUGGCUUCAGUACCACCAUUUGAGGCAUGCUAUGAUUCAAACACCAUUACUAGAUCUGGUGUGCCAAGUAUUGAUUUGGAACUACAAGGAGGAGUGAAAUGGACUAUCCAUAGGACCAAUUCAAUGGUAAUGACUCAGAAAAAUGUGGAGUGUUUGGGAUUUGUUGAUGGAGGAACAAAGCCAAGAAUGUCAUUUGUGAAAGCUUCAAUUGUAAUUGGUGGCCAUCAACUGGAAGAUAAUCUGGUGGUGUUUGAUUUGAAUUCCUCAAAACUGAGCUUUAGCUCCUCCCUUCUUCUCCACAACACAAGCUGUUCUCGCUUUUAACGCAUUCAAGUUUGAGAUUCAUCAUCCAUGGUUCUAUGGAUCAUGAAGCAGAAGAAUAAUCCUCUGAAUUAAAGAAUGCAGUUUUACCUUUGAGUUCUCUGUCAUUUGAAAUUUUAUAUUGUGUUACAACUCAAAUAGAAAUUGAAACUCAAACCGUGUUUGUUUUCUCUCUGAUUCAACUAUUACUUAGGACCUUGUAAUUUUUUUGUUUUGUUUUUUUGGUAUGAGAGGACCUUGUAAUUUUUAAUGAAA